Messenger RNA from Drosophila erecta, 925 nucleotides. Its product is annotated as trypsin alpha-3. The coding region runs from base 1 to 762 and encodes 253 amino acids. Lineage: Eukaryota; Metazoa; Arthropoda; Insecta; Diptera; Drosophilidae. The record is from RefSeq and is a predicted model, not a curated record. Gene Ontology annotation, molecular function: serine-type endopeptidase activity. Gene Ontology annotation, biological process: proteolysis. The transcript has a single exon.
AUGGCAGCCGCAGUGGAGUCGGUGCAGCUUAUUCUCCUUGUCAUCGCCGUCAGAUGGGCUGACGCACUUCACCAGGGGACCCCGGUGCAGCAGCAGAGUUACGGCUAUGUGGUGCAGAUCUACGGUCCAAAGUUCCUGGCCGCCGGAUCGCUGUUCAGUGCCCGUUACGUCCUAACGGUGGCUCACUGUUUCAAGAAGAAUACCAAGCCGGAGCAGCUGACAGUGCGCGCUGGAUACAAAUGGAUAGCCUGGGAGCACCGGGACAGACCAGUGGCGGGACUCGUGCGCCACCCAAAGUUCUCGCCCCAGACCCUGCGAAACGACAUUGCCGUGCUGAAGGUCAAGACGGCCAUUUUGCAUUCCCGCAAGAUCAAAUACAUCGGCCUCUGUUCGAAACCCUUGGUUCGCAACACGGCCGCACAGCCGCAGGAGGUUGCAGGCUGGAGCUUGAUGCAGAUCAACCAGCCCCUCAAAUCCAUCAGCGUCCAGGUGGAGGCCACUAAAAACUGUGAGAAAUGGUUUCCCCAGUUGUCAGGCGGCGUGACCUGUGUCGCCACCACGAAGGGCGAAGGCCUGUGCUAUGGGGACUCCGGGGAUCCCCUGAUCACCGGAGGCGAGGUCUGCGGCCUGGCAAUAGCCUUCCGAAGGUGCGGAGAUAAGCGGUAUCCCGCCCUCUUUACGGAUGUGCACUACCAUCGCGCCUUCAUUUCCCGAGCUGUGCUAACCUUGGACAAGGGAAAGCCUAAAAAGCCGCGGGGCUGAGUCGGGUGAACUAAUAUACUUCUACUUACAGUAACGCCAAAAAGAUCAUGUAAACCAUGCCCAAUUGCAGCUGAACAAAGUGUAUUUGUGGUUAAGGGACUCACCUGCAAGAGAACAGAAGAAAAAUUCAAAAAUUAAAUUAUAAGCGAGUAAAAGAAAAGGA